AUGGUGGUGCCUCCUUCAAGUGGAGGUAAUCCCACGCCGACGCCAGCUGCAUCUCAAUUACCUUCGACUGGGAGCUUCCAAGUCAAUCUAAACCCACCUACUACCAAUGGCAUAUUUCACAAUUAUGCUUCCCAUAUACCCUUCAGCCAGCGGCGAGCCCCGCCCUUGGACAUGUCCACGGUCGAGAGGCGCGGACACCCGCUCGCUGCUCGGGAAUCGCACAGGAGGACGAGGCCACACGGUUUACAAGAGGCCCCAACCUUCAGACCGACAGAAGAAGAGUUCAAAGAUCCCAUGGCAUACAUAAGAAAAAUACGCCCAGAAGGAGAGAAGUACGGAGUCGCCAAGAUCAUACCGCCAGACUCGUGGAACCCGGCAUUUGCCAUCAAUACAGAGAGAUUCUUCUUCAAGACACGCCGCCAAGAGCUGAAUUCGGUCGAAGGAGGAACCCGGACUAAUCUCAACUACCUCGAUCAACUCGCAAAGUUUCACAAACAACAUGGCAUGAACCUCAAUCGCUUUCCCAGCGUCGAUAAACGACCACUCGAUCUGUACAAGUUGAAAAAAGCAGUGGCACAACGCGGUGGCUUCGAGAAGGUCUGCAAGCUGAAGAAAUGGGCAGAGAUUGGAAGAGAUUUGGGAUACAGCGGAAAAAUCAUGUCGUCUCUCUCGACCUCGCUGAAAAAUUCGUACCAACGGUGGCUACACCCAUACGAGGAAUAUCUGAAGCUCGCCAAACCUGGUGUACAGCAACAGCUUGAGUUCGAGCAUGGGGGACCCUUUACUCCUUCGUCCGCCAAUCAGUCGAUGAAGGAUUCUCAUCAACAUACCCCUGUAAGUAUGAGGGACGACUCACCAGCGAUCAGAGCUUCCGCUGCUCUAAAUGCAUCAAUCAAAGAGAUCGGAGAUCCGCUCGACGCAGGCCCGCCUGCUGCAGAACAGCCGCAGCCAGUAGCUAGUUCUGGCUUCACAGCCGUGAAUGCUGGUGGUUUUACACCGGUAAACCUCACUCAAGCGUCCUUUCAAGCCGUCAAUGCACCUCCUCUUUUGCCAAAAAGAGAGUCAGAAAAUGGGCUUUUCGGUGUCCCCAGCCAUAACUCAAGCGGAAGCUUCGGUCCUCCACCAAAGGAUCUUCCCGAUUACCUGAGUCCAGCUCCUCUGACAAACGGUCACUCUUCCAACCCCUUGAAGCGCACAAUCAGCCAUGACAGCCUGAAUGGACUAUCAGGAACGGACUCUGGUGCUUGUGCUGACGCCGAUGAUCAAAAUGAGCGUCGUAGCAAGCGAGCAAAGAAAGCUCCCACGGUUGUGGGGUCGCACAUGAGUUUACUUCGUCCUACAACGCCGAGAUUGUCUGGUGACCGAAAAAAUGGGAAGCCGGGAGAGGUCUGCGAAGUUUGCGGAACCAAAGACGAGCGUUCUCGUUUGCUGAUCUGUGAUGGCUGCGAAUUGGGCUACCACCAGAACUGCUUAGACCCACCUGCGAAGAUCAAUCCGCUUCACGACUGGCAUUGCCCACGCUGUCUCGUUGGCACAGGAGAUUUCGGUUUCGAAGAAGGUGGUAUCUAUUCUCUGCGACAAUUUCAGGACAAGGCCCACCGCUUCAAAGACAGCUACUUUGAGCCUAAGAUGCCAUAUGAUCCGGUAACGAAUGCAAAACGAACAGCUACAGAGGAUGACGUGGAACGUGAGUUCUGGAGACUAGUCGAGAGCCCUUCCGAAGAAGUUGAAGUUGAAUAUGGAGCGGACAUACAUUCGACCACACAUGGCAGCGGCUUUCCCACGAUCGAGAAGAACCCAAGGGAUCCCUACUCGACGGACCUGUGGAACCUCAACAUACUUCCGUUACAUCCAGAAUCACUCUUUAGGCAUAUCAAAUCUGAUAUAUCAGGUAUGACGGUGCCAUGGCUCUACGUUGGAAUGUGCUUUUCCACAUUCUGCUGGCACAAUGAAGACCACUACGGCUACUCUGCAAAUUACCAGCACUUUGGUGCGACCAAGACCUGGUAUGGCAUUCCCGGCGCUGACGCGGAACGAUUUGAAGAGGCCAUGAAGCAAGCUGUUCCAGAGCUCUUUGAAUCGCAGCCAGAUCUACUGUUCCAGCUUGUCACAUUGUUGCCCCCAGAUCGACUGAAGAAAGCAGGUGUCAAUGUGUAUGCCCUAGACCAAAGAGCUGGCCAAUUCGUCAUCACUUUCCCACAAGCAUAUCAUGCUGGCUUCAACCACGGGUUCAAUUUCAAUGAAGCGGUCAACUUUGCGCCAGAAGAUUGGGAACCUUAUGGUGAAGCAGGUGUGGAGCGGCUUCAGGAGUUUAGGAAACAGCCGUGCUUCUCGCAUGACGAGCUUUUGAUGACAGCGGCUGGUCGAGAUACUACAAUACAAACAGCGAAGUGGCUUGCACCUGCCCUGAUCCGACUACGGGACCGUGAAAUGCAGCAGAGACAUGACCUCCUCAAACGGCACAAGAAUCAUAUUGAGUCUCACCACUGCAAGAUCGAAGAGAAAGUCGACUCUAGCGACAGCUGUGCUCUCGGCUUCAAAGUGCAGGAUCAAGAUGUUCCGGAGAUUGAGUAUCAAUGCACCUACUGCAAGGCCUACAGCUAUCUCUCCUCCUUCCGGUGCGAGACUACGUCUAAAGUCAUGUGUUUGCUUCAUGCGGGUAGCCACGGGUGCUGUGACGCUAGUGAAGAGCAACGCCUCACAGGCUCUGGCCACACGCUCAGGUAUCGGCUCUCCGACGAUGCUCUAAACACUGUUGUGCAAAAAGUCGUCGACCGGGCAUAUAUGCCAGAAGCUUGGCACGAGAAGUUGGACAAGGCUUUAGACGAUGAAGCAAAACCCUCGCUCAAGGUUCUCCGCUCGUUAGUGAGUGAAGGAGAAAAGAUACCGUGGGAACUACCUGGCCUUCCAGAUCUCAAGGCAUUUGUCGGCAGAUGCAACGAAUGGGUCGACGAAGCUACAAACUACAUCACCAGGAAACAGCAGAACAGGCGCAAGAAUGAGAAAGCAUGGCGCAAAAGCAACUCUGCCAAAGCAGCUGAACAAGAAGAGCGUGAUAGGGAGCUGAGGAAGAUCGAAAACAUCCACAAGCUUCUCGCGCAAGCAGAAGAAAUUUCUUUUGACUGCCCCGAAAUAGACACGCUCGCCCAGCGUUCUCAAGACAUCGCAAACUUCCAGCGUGAUGCGAAAGCUGCACUAUCGACCAAGACAUCGCGGCCAACGCAAGAUUUUGUCGAUCUGGCUGAGUUGGGAAAGACAUUCAAUGUAGACGUUCCGGAAGUCGAUGAGUUAGAGACUGUCAUCCACAAAAUGAAAUGGACCGAUGAAGCGCGCGAAAUGCAGGAUAAGUUUAAAACGUUGGAUGACGUGGCCACACUUAUGAAGCGAGGAAGAGACAUUGGAAUCUCUGACAAUGACGAGCUUCUUGUCCGCUACAAAGACUUGCAAACCCGAGGUGAGCUCUGGGAGAACAAGGCUCAAGAGCUUAUGUCUGUUGAGCCGAUUCAUCAUCCUCAACUCGAGGCACUUGCGAAUCAAGCUGACACGUUGCCUAUCACCAACGAGACUCGAGCACGAGUUGAGGCAAUAUUGGCUAAGCAGAGAGAAGCGCAGAAGAAGAUUCGGGAGUUAUACAACGACUCUAAGGAUUCUGACUUUCGAAAACGGCCAAUGUACAAGGUGGUAUGCAACGUGCUCGCGAGCCUUUCUGAGCUCAAUAGCAAGCCAACCGGUACCCUCGACCUCGAGACCAUGAUAAAGCGCCAUGAAAACUGGAUGAGGAAAGGGAAGAAGCUGUUUGGAAAGGCAAACGCGCCAUUACAUAUCUUGCAGGCCCAUAUGAACUACGUGGCUGAGCACAACUCGUACUGCUACGACCUAUCCGAUAAGCCAAGGAUGCCUGUAGAACCUGCAUCGAGGGACAAUUCUCCAGUUGAAGGGCAAGACGUUGACGGCGUCAAGUCUGAGAAGAACGUAUUCUGCAUGUGUCGUCAACCUGAAGCUGGCAUGAUGCUUGAGUGCGAAUUGUGUCACGAAUGGUACCAUGGCAAGUGCCUCAAAAUUGCCCGUGGCAAGGUCAAAGAAGAUGAUAAUUACACCUGCCCGAUUUGCGACUAUCGUGUCAAGAUACCUCGUGAUGCAGCUCGUCCCAAGCUUGAAGACCUUCAGGAUUGGCAAGCUGAGAUCCCUGACUUGCCUUUUCAGCCCGAGGAAGAAGAAGUACUGGAGGAAAUUAUUGCGACCGCGAAGGCAUUUCGAGACUUCAUGCGGCCUUAUAUCAAUCCAGUGAUGACCAACCCGGAAGAAGUGACCACGCAGCGCUUUUAUCUUCGAAAGAUCGAGGGUGCAGAGAUUCUCCUGGGGUUUGAAACUAACUUCUUUCGUCAAGAGCUUCACAAAUGGGCCCCGGUCGCUCCUACGCCUCCUCCAGUACUUGAGCAAUCGCUUUCCACUCGCAAGCCGCGACCGACUAAGCAGCAGAAACUGAUGCAGGCGCAUAAUGUGAACACUCCGGAAGAGCUGCCUCUGCAGUUCCGUACCAAGCCAUACAACAUCAACAAAGCUCGCAAAGGCAGCGAUGCGCAAUUGAAGAAUCCGCAUACACUUGCACCCGCAAAACGACCACGAUCAUCCCAUUCAACCUCAACCAACAAUUCCUCAGAGACUUACUCUCACUCCCAACGGUUCCCAGUAUCCUCAUCGAAUACAACCCACGCAGACCCAUCAUAUACAGCCCAUUAUCCUGUUCCAGCCUCUCACAAUCCUCACCAGCUUCCCGAGUCACCGUCAUUUGCCACCAGCCCCUACUUCCCAAACGGUCACCAUCCUCAUUCGCCUUUCGUGGAAUCGCCCAGGUAUGGACCGCGGUCACCACUUUCCCAUCCCAAUUCCGCCCUCGAUCCAAACCUUUUCAGCCCAGUCGACAAUCCGUACGACAAUGUCCAUCCUCACGACCGCAUCAUGAACUCUCCCCACCAUAGCUACUCGAACAGUCAUCAGUCUGCGGCACGUGACAAUGUGGACAACAUGUUCGACGAGUUCGUGACGCAGCCGGAAGACGAUGUCAAUCAUAGGAACGAGGUUGCAGAAGCACUAGAAGACAGAGGCCGUGAGCAUGAAAAUGAGGAUGACGGCGUGCUCGAUGAUUUCGUGCAUGAGCCAUACCGCAAAUAA
Messenger RNA from Letharia lupina, 5172 nucleotides. RefSeq lists its product as uncharacterized. Gene Ontology annotation, cellular component: nucleus. The transcript has 6 exons. Bases 1 to 5172 code for a protein of 1723 amino acids. Gene Ontology annotation, molecular function: DNA binding; histone demethylase activity. Lineage: Eukaryota; Fungi; Ascomycota; Lecanoromycetes; Lecanorales; Parmeliaceae. The record is from RefSeq and is a predicted model, not a curated record. Gene Ontology annotation, biological process: chromatin remodeling.